Messenger RNA from Musa acuminata subsp. malaccensis (wild Malaysian banana), 2252 nucleotides. RefSeq names its product methionine--tRNA ligase, chloroplastic/mitochondrial. Gene Ontology annotation, cellular component: mitochondrion; chloroplast stroma. Gene Ontology annotation, biological process: methionyl-tRNA aminoacylation. Gene Ontology annotation, molecular function: methionine-tRNA ligase activity; ATP binding. NCBI's taxonomy places the organism in Eukaryota, Viridiplantae, Streptophyta, Magnoliopsida, Zingiberales, Musaceae. The record is from RefSeq and is a predicted model, not a curated record.
GGCCGCAGGGGAGAGAGAGAGAGAGGAGAGAGGCGGGCACAGCGCUCGCAGUGAGGUCGAUCGGUAGCUCCCACUGCGUCCCUCGCCAUGGCCGCCGGUCGAGCUCUGUUAUCGUCCCAGAACGGGCUCGCCGCUGUUGCGCCCCUGUCCUCCAUAGGUUACCGAGCCAGAGGACUCGCUUCCUCCCUUCCCCUCCUCCGCCGCCGCUGCCCCUCCGCUUUCGCCUCGUCUUCCGCGCGCUGCUGCAGUCGUCCGCAUAGCGAGGGCGCCGGGGAACGGGUCAUGAAACCCGAAAAGGAUGAGGCUUUCGUGCUCACAACCCCUCUUUACUAUGUCAAUGCGCCGCCCCAUAUGGGCAGCGCCUAUACCACCAUCGCCGCUGAUGCCAUUGCCCGAUUCCAGAGGCUUCUAGGAAAGAAAGUUGUAUUCAUCACAGGAACCGAUGAGCAUGGAGAAAAAAUUGCUGCUGCUGCAGAAGCUAGUGGCAGGAGCCCCAGAGAACAUUGUGAUACUAUUUCCCAGUCUUAUAGGAUUCUGUGGAGAGAGCUAGAUAUAGCAUAUGACAAGUUUAUCCGCACUACUGAUUCGAAGCAUGAAGCAAUAGUCAAAGAAUUUUACUCUAGAGUGCUUAACAAUGGCGAUAUAUACAGGGCUGAUUAUGAGGGUCUCUACUGUGUGAACUGCGAGGAGUACAAGGAUGAAAAAGAAUUGCUUGAGAAUAACUGUUGCCCAAUGCAUUUAAAGCCUUGUGUUCGUCGGAAGGAAGAUAACUAUUUUUUUGCAUUAUCAAAGUAUCAGAAAACACUGGAAGAUUAUUUAACAUCCAAUCCAGAUUUUGUGAAGCCUUUAUUCCGCCUGAAUGAGGUGCAAGGUUGGAUAAAAAGUGGACUGAGAGAUUUCUCUAUAUCCCGCUCAUCCGUAGAGUGGGGCAUACCUGUGCCUAAUGAUGAUAAACAAACUAUAUAUGUCUGGUUUGAUGCUUUAUUGGGGUAUGUUUCUGCAUUGUUAGAGGAGGGUGAGCAAACAAAUUUAGAACAAGCUGUUUGUUCUGGUUGGCCUGCUUCACUGCACUUAAUAGGCAAGGAUAUCUUGCGGUUUCAUGCGGUUUACUGGCCUGCUAUGCUACUAUCAGCAGGAUUAAGUGUUCCAAACAUGGUAUUUGGGCAUGGAUUCUUGACGAAGGAUGGUAUGAAGAUGGGGAAAUCACUAGGAAAUACACUUGAACCGAAGGAUCUAGUGCAAAGAUUUGGAGCUGAUGCUGUUAGGUAUUUUUUCUUGCGGGAAGUGGAAUUUGGUAAUGAUGGGGAUUAUUCAGAGGAUCGGUUCAUCAACAUUGUGAAUGCACAUCUUGCUAACACAAUUGGAAACCUUCUGAACCGUACCCUUGGGCUUUUAAAGAAAAACUGCCAGUCAAUGUUGGCCUUUGAUUCCAUUAUUGCAGCUGAAGGAAACUCAUUUAAAGAUUCUGUAGACCAAUUGGUAGAGAAGGCCAAGUACCAUUAUGAGAACCUUUCAUUAUCAUCAGCAUGCGAAUCUGUCUUAGAUAUUGCGAAUGCUGGUAACCUUUAUAUGGAUGAACGUGCUCCAUGGUCUCUUUUCAAGCAAGGUGGUGCAAGUUCUGAAAUGGCUGCAAAGGAUCUCGUCAUAAUACUGGAAGUAAUGAGAAUAAUAGCAACUGCUCUAUCUCCGAUCACUCCAAGCCUGUGUUCCAGAAUAUAUAGCCAACUUGGGUUUUCAAAGGAACAAUUUGAAGCAGCAACAUGGGAUGAUACCAAAUGGGGAGGGCUGAAGGCAGGUCAGAUAAUGGCAGAGCCUAAGCCAGUUUUUGCAAGGAUCGAAAACAUUGACGAUGGAAAUGAGGUGGUCCAAAACAAGAACAAAGACAAGAAAAAAGCUUCGCACCGGCAAGGGCUUGUAGAGGCUUAAUGCUACAUCUGCUAGCAUUCGCAGGUUAUAUAAUUUUUGUCUUUUUUUUUGUCACAAUUUUUUUUCUUUUUGGAGAUUAUGUAGGUGAAGCCCUUAAACCUGUCGAUUGAGAGGAAAAGCUAUUUAUGCAUCCGUCUGUAGUAUCUUGGAAUGUUUACUAUUUAGCCUCUGCAUUCAAGAUGAAGUUUUCUUGGAACAAUUCCAAUGUACCAUUUCUUUUGCUUUUUCUUUCGUCAGUGAGCAAUACCACUUGGCUUUAUGUCUUGAUAGUAUUUGAUUUAAUGAUCAUUAAUAAAAAUUGUGAUUAAUAGCUAUCGUACUCUUCA